Carlito syrichta (Philippine tarsier) is the source of this 806-nucleotide messenger RNA. RefSeq names its product GINS complex subunit 4 (gene GINS4). Gene Ontology annotation, biological process: DNA-templated DNA replication; double-strand break repair via break-induced replication. Lineage: Eukaryota; Metazoa; Chordata; Mammalia; Primates; Tarsiidae. The record is from RefSeq and is a predicted model, not a curated record. Gene Ontology annotation, cellular component: GINS complex. The transcript is spliced from 7 exons. The coding region runs from base 15 to 686 and encodes 223 amino acids.
UGGCUUCAGAGAAGAUGACAGAGGAACUGGAUCUCAUGGGACAGGACUCUGAUGGUGGUAGCGAGGAGGUGGUCCUGACUCCUGCAGAGCUCAUUGAAAGGCUGGAGCAGGCCUGGAUGAAUGAAAAGUUUGCCCCUGAGCUACUGGAGAGCAAGUCUGAGAUCGUAGAGUGUGUCGUGGAACAGCUAGAGCACAUGGAAGAAAAUCUCAGGAGAGCCAAAAAGGAGGAUCUGAAGGUCAGCAUCCAUCGAAUGGAGAUGGAGAGGAUCCGCUAUGUCCUUAGCAGCUACCUGCGGUGUCGACUCAUGAAGAUAGAGAAGUUUUUCCCUCAUGUCCUUGAGAAGGAGAAAAUACGCCCUGAGGGGGAGCCUUCCAUCCUUUCUCCGGAAGAGUUUGCCUUUGCCAAAGCGUACAUGGCUAACACAGAGACCUACCUUAAAAAUGUUGCCUUAAAGCAUAUGCCUCCCAACCUACAGAGGGUGGACCUCUUGAGGUCAGUUCCCAAACCAGAUCUAGAUUCCUAUGUGUUUCUGAGAGUGAAAGAGCGGCAAGAAAAUAUACUGGUAGAACCAGAGACUGAUGAACAGAGGGACUACGUGAUUGACCUGGAGGAAGGCUCACAGCACUUGAUCCGCUAUAAAACCAUUGCUCCUCUGGUUGCUUCUGGGGCAGUACAGCUUAUUUAAAACUAUAAAUAGGCCAAAUGUGGUGGCUCACACCUGUAAUCCCAGCACUUUGGGAGGUGGAGGCAAGAGGAUUGUCUGAGUCCAGGGGUUCGAGACCAACCUGGGCAACUUGGUGAAACC